CGUACCGAAAUGGUUCAUGGGGAUUUGUAGUCCAGUGUAAAAUGUUGUCCAUUCACCAAUAUGCCGUCUGGAGGUGGUGUACUACAACUCACAGAAGUCCGGGUUUGUUGUUUGAGGAGUCUGGCAGAGAGGAAGAUGAGAAUUUCAUCUGCAGAUCGUGGUGUAGCAUCAAUGGCUGCUAAAGUUCAGUUUCCCGAGGCCGUUCUGGGUUAUGAGCUCGAGUAAGUCGACACGCUACAAUCCUUUGUGAGGAGGUGCUGCAGCAGCAGCAGCAGCAGAAGCGGCGGCCGCCGCCAUCGUCAACAUUUCCUCAGCCGACGACAUCAACGGGAACAGAAUGGAGGCUACUUUCGGCCCUACGUUUUCAGCAGUCGCGCCAGUUGCAAAAGCGGAGACGUCCAACAAUUACAAACAGCACCGCAGGACCCCGUCAUCCUCCAGCACUUUGACCUACUCUCCCCGUGACGAUGAUGACAUGCCUCCCAUCAGCACUCCUCGCCGCUCAGACUCGGCCAUCUCUGUCCGCUCCCUGCACUCCGAGUCCAACAUGUCCCUCCGCUCCACCUUCUCCCUCCACGAGGAAGAGGAGGACACGGAGCCUCAGGUGUUUGCUGAGCAGCCUUCAGUGAAGCUGUGCUGCCAGCUGUGCUGUAGCGUGUUCAAGGACCCCGUCAUCACCACUUGUGGGCACACGUUUUGCAGGCGAUGUGCCUUGACUUCAGAGAAGUGUCCCGUAGACAACUCCAAGCUGACUGUGGUGGUGAACAACAUCGCCGUGGCCGAGCAGAUCGGCGAGCUCUUCAUCCACUGCAAGUACGGAUGUCGCCCUGCGGCGGCCGGCAAACCUGGUGCCUUUGAAGUGGACCCUCUGGGCUGUCCCUUCACCAUCAAGCUCACUAGCAGGAAAGAACAUGAGGUCAGCUGUGACUAUCGUCCGGUGCGGUGCCCAAACAACCCCAACUGCCCGCCGCUGCUCACCAUGAACCUGGAGGCCCACCUGAAGGAAUGUGAGCACAUCAAGUGCCCCCACUCCAAAUAUGGGUGCACCUUCAUUGGAAAUCAGGACACGUAUGAGACCCACCUGGAGGUGUGCAAAUUCGAGGGCCUGAAAGAGUUCCUGCAGCAGACGGACGACCGCUUUCACGAGAUGCAGGUGACGAUGGCCCAGAAGGACCAGGACAUUUCCUUCCUGCGCUCCAUGCUGGGCAAGCUGUCCGAGAAGCUCGACCAGCUGGAGAAGAACCUUGAGCUCAAGUUUGAUGUUCUGGAUGAGAACCAGAGUAAGCUGAGUGAGGACCUGAUGGAGUUCCGCCGAGACGCCUCUAUGCUCAACGAUGAGUUGUCACACAUAAAUGCCAGGUUGAACAUGGGCAUCCUGGGAUCCUACGACCCCCAGCAGAUCUUUAAGUGUAAAGGCACGUUUGUAGGCCACCAGGGUCCCGUGUGGUGUCUGUGCGUGUACUCCACGGGCGACCUCCUCUUCAGCGGCUCCUCUGACAAAACCAUCAAGGUGUGGGAUACCUGCACCACGUACAAGUGCCAGAAGACUCUGGAGGGCCACGAUGGCAUUGUGCUGGCGUUGUGCAUUCAGGGGAACCGUCUCUACAGUGGCUCGGCAGACUGCACCAUCAUUGUUUGGGACAUCCAGUCGCUACAGAAAGUCAACACCAUUCGGGCUCAUGACAACCCAGUCUGCACACUGGUUUCCUCACACAACAUGCUCUUCAGUGGGUCCCUCAAAGCCAUUAAGGUGUGGGAUAUUGUGGGUACAGAACUCAAACUGAAGAAGGAGCUGACAGGGUUGAAUCACUGGGUGAGGGCACUAGUUGCCUCUCAGAAUCAUCUGUACAGUGGAUCCUACCAGACCAUCAAGAUCUGGGACAUCCGGUCCCUGGAGUGUGUCCACGUCCUGCAGACGUCAGGAGGCAGUGUCUACUCCAUCGCCGUUACCAACCACCACAUAGUGUGUGGCACCUACGAGAACCUCAUCCACGUGUGGGACAUCGAGUCCAAGGAGCAGGUGCGGACGUUGACGGGGCACGUGGGGACGGUGUACGCCCUGGCCGUCAUCUCUACGCCAGAUCAGACCAAAGUGUUCAGUGCCUCCUACGACCGCUCCCUCAGGGUGUGGAGCAUGGACAACAUGAUCUGCACUCAGACGCUGCUGAGGCACCAGGGCAGUGUGACGGCGUUGGCCGUGUCCAGAGGACGCCUCUUCUCUGGCGCCGUGGACAGCACGGUUAAGGUGUGGACUUGUUAAAGGAGACCCCGUCAAUGCUGUAUCAUAGACGACGAAUGGUUACCAGCAGACAACGGUUCACGUAUCUUCAGUCCGAAGCCCGAAGAUCAAAGUUACACUCCAAAACCCAGUUGAGAUGCACUCUGUUGACCUACAGUGUGAUUUUACAGUGAUAUUUCAGAGAAAACCCGUUUUUUUGAGCAGAAGAUUUUUAAAACAAAGACAAAAGCUUCCGGAACUCUUCUGAUCCCGAGAUGAACUUGAACUUGAACCCAAGGUCCUUUUUUGAAUGCCAAAAGGAAUUCUGUGGGCCCCAGAGGAUCAUGGGUAGUCUGAUUAGUGAGCAUUAUGGGUACAGCUGAAGCGAAGCUGGACUGUUUUGCCUUAACCGCAUGUUCUCUCAGUGGACGCUCAGUGUGCCCCUGCUCGUUGGACUGAACUUCUCGUCACCAAAACGUCUUUUUAAGGAUUGGCGGGACGCCAGAAUCAUGUCAUAAGAAUUGUGUUUUAAUGCUUGUAGAUAAGUCCUUACUUUUUGCUCAUGAGAAAGACAUGAAUUUUAACCUGGACCUUAAGAGAGAGAGAGAGAGAGAGAGAGAGAGAGAGAGAGAGAGAGAGAGAGAGAGAGAGAGAGAGAGAGAGAGAGAGAGAGAGAGAGAGAGAGAGAGAGAGAGAGAGAGAGAGAGAGAGAGAGAGAGAGAGAGAGAGAGAGAGAGAGAGAGAGAGAGAGAGAGAGAGAGACCGUGAGUGACUUGGAGACACAUGGCUUUGGACUGAGUACUGAUAUUUGCAGUGUUCAGAGCCUGAGGCUGUGCUUCUCUAGGUGCUGUGGGAUGAGGGCAGAGUCCAGUGCCUGUUCGUCAUUUGCGGUUGCCAUGGCAGUAUUCUUCUCAGCCCCGGCGCCGCCUGAACAGUCGUCUGUGCUGUGCUGCCGUUGACUUGUGAUGGGGGUACUGGCUGGGUGAUUUGAAAUGCAGUUUUCUUUUCUCGUUUUUUUUUUGUUGUUCAUGUGUGCCUGCAACCAACACAUUCCCCUUGGCUGUUCCACAACCCCCCCCCCCCC
This is a messenger RNA of Clupea harengus (Atlantic herring), 3302 nucleotides long. RefSeq names its product TNF receptor-associated factor 7 (gene traf7). The record is from RefSeq and is a predicted model, not a curated record. Gene Ontology annotation, molecular function: protein binding. Gene Ontology annotation, biological process: Notch signaling pathway; ribosomal large subunit assembly. NCBI's taxonomy places the organism in Eukaryota, Metazoa, Chordata, Actinopteri, Clupeiformes, Clupeidae. Gene Ontology annotation, cellular component: nucleolus.